AAAAUAAUAUUUCAUACAAAAUAUAUGACAAAAUACUUUUAUAGUAGUGAUAUAAAAGAAACUGAACAAUUGGAUGAAACGGCGUCGCUUUAUGGUUGAUGCUACUUUGAGUAGUAAACGACUGCGUUUUUAGGAAACGUGUUUGAAGCAACGGCUGAUUUUGAAAUCAAAAGGACGUUCGAAUAAAAUGAAACUGAAAAAUAGGAUAGGAUUCUAGAAAAUCUUCUUCUUUAUAACUUCCUUCUCUUUCAAAAUUUGAAUCAUUCUUAUUUCUGAUCAGAAAGAAAAAAUCGCAGAGUGAAAAAGAGGAGAGAGAAAGUAUCGAAGUUCAUUGAGAGAAGCCGUUUCUUGCGAAGCAAGCAUUCACUUGUAGUUCUUCUUCCCCGAGAACAGAAACAAAGAUCUUCGUUCCGAUCUUCACAAAACCGUACACUGGUUUCAUCACUCUCUUCUCUGCAAAGAUGAAUGAUCUGAUGACGAAAUCGUUUCUAAGUUAUGUGGAACUCAAGAAACAAGCCAAGAUCGAUACAGAAUCAGACCGCGACGUCGAGAAAGGCGAACUCAACGAAGAAGCCCUCUCCGCUUUCUUCGCAGAGAUCGAAUCUAUCAAAACCCUAAUCGAAGAGAUCACUCAUCUCUUGCUCGAACUACAGAACCUUAACGAAGAGACCAAGUCCACUCACAGCGCCAAGAUCCUCCGCGGUUUGAGAGACAGGAUGGAGUCCAACAUCGUCGCCGUGUCUCGCAAGGCGAACACGGCCAAAGCCCUAAUCGACGCCGUCGAGACCGCGAAUCGCAGGAGCGGAUCUUGCACCGACAGGACGCGUGUCGCGAUAACGAACGGUGUUAGGGCGAAACUGAGAGAGACUAUGGGGGAGUUUCAUCGGCUGAGGGAGAUGAUCUUUGCUGACUACAGAGAAGAUCUCAAGAGGAAGUACUUUCUAGCGAUAGGUGAAGAGCCGAGUGACGAGGACGUGGAGAAGAUGAUAUCUGGAGGGCUUGUGAAGACGUUCGAAGUGAAAGCAGAGAUGGAUUUGGAGGCGAGAGAGAGACAUGAAGCUGUGAAUGAGAUUAAGAGGAGUCUUAACAGGCUUCAUCAAGUGUUUCUCGACAUGGCUGUUCUUGUUGAGACGCAGGGAGAUGGGGUUGAUGAUAUUGAAGCUAACGUGGCUGUUGCUGGGAGCUUUGUGAGUGGAGGAACCAACAGUUUGUUCUAUGCGAAUCAGAUGAGGAAGAAGAACAAGAAAUGGGUUGUUUGGGGUUCGGUUUUGGGGGUGAUUAUUCUUCUUGUGUGUUUGAUCUCCAUGCUUGCUUCUCGUUGAAUUGUGUUUCUGAUUCCUUGUUUUGGUGGAGAUUUGUUGCUUCUUUUGAUUAGUCAAGCUAGCUUGGUACUUCUUUUUUUUCCCAAGUGUAAUAGAUCUUCCAAUGAUUUUGUAUCAGUAACCUUCAGGUUUGGUUUGAUGAAUCUACUAAAAUGGAAAUGUCAUAUACCAAACUUAGAAAGAGAAAACAUGCUAUAGUGUUAUGACUUUUCUUUUAUUCGAAUAGUACUUGUAUGAGUGGAGACAUAAUUAUAUUUAAUUGACUACAAGAUAUUCAACAAGAAUCAAAUAAAAUUUGGUAAAUUGGUAGAUAUAUGUGAUACAAACAAUUUAGAACAAAAGCAGAGGUAAGCAUUUGUAUUUGAUUUGACCACCAAGAACUCCUUUUACUGAACAGUUUAUACUUAUGUUGUGGGAUAGGUCUGGUUUUCUUGGAACCAAGUUCACAAUAUAUGACAAACCAAACAGCACAAGCCCAACCUAAGUGCAGACUUCACUCUAAGAAAGCAUUCUCUAAGUUACCUGCUACUAACUAAACCGCAGGAAACAUAGCCUAAAUGUUCUUGGCACAAGGGGAGCUAGAAGAAUGCACUGUGUUAUGGACCCUAUACCACUCUCUUCUGUUAUGGACGAUGAGUCGCUGAGCCAACAGUAGUUAAAGGCAUUAAAGAGGAAGUUUCUUCCUCGUCUUCACCGAAAGAAGAAACCAGCUCAACAGACGCAGAGUUCUAUCGUUCUCCAAGCAUGUUGGAUCAGGCGCUGGUUCUCAAGAACAAAUCUCCAAGGUGGCACUAGCAGAGUGACCGUUGCUUCAGUUAAAAACUUCCAGCAGCUUGUGGCAGACAUUCACCCUUCUCUAGAUGCGCUGCCUCAAGAACAUGAUAGAGUGAUCUUACAGUUUGGACACCAAACAGGCGUGUGGAGGGUAAGUUAACUCCAUAGUAAAAUACAUCUCUAGAUAUCAAGCCAAUGAAGAAGCUUUUCGUAUGUAGCUCUUUGAACUAUACUUUAAACCUGCUUCUCCUAAUUCACUCUGACAAAAAAAAAACUUGAUGGGGCUCUUGGUGGAAAAGCUUAAUGAAGUUAUAUCCAACGUAAUAUAUCAACAGAGGCCAUAACACAACAACAUAUAAUA
Molecule: messenger RNA, 2457 nt
Organism: Brassica rapa (field mustard)
Lineage: Eukaryota; Viridiplantae; Streptophyta; Magnoliopsida; Brassicales; Brassicaceae
Product: syntaxin-112
Biological process (GO): exocytosis; vesicle fusion; intracellular protein transport
Cellular component (GO): plasma membrane; SNARE complex; endomembrane system
Molecular function (GO): SNAP receptor activity; SNARE binding
Source: RefSeq, a predicted model, not a curated record